Messenger RNA from Penicillium concentricum, 390 nucleotides. RefSeq lists its product as uncharacterized. The record is from RefSeq and is a predicted model, not a curated record. The transcript has a single exon. The coding region runs from base 1 to 390 and encodes 129 amino acids. NCBI's taxonomy places the organism in Eukaryota, Fungi, Ascomycota, Eurotiomycetes, Eurotiales, Aspergillaceae.
AUGGCCAACACUUUUACCCACCUUUGGGCCUUCAGAAUUGUCUGCCUCUCUGAACUCAAGAGAUUCAUCACACAUUUCCUUGACAAUGAACAAGGGCAGCCGGCCUGGAUCGGGCAGCUUGAUAUGAAUUACGCUGAGAUUCAAGCUCAGAUGAUGACAUGUGCAAAAAGUAUAUCUCUGAGUAUGGUCUACCUAUUACAAGAUGAGAUGAGACUUUUCGGGCCGGCAUCUACCUUUUUCCCCCUUCAGAUGGCCCAUCAAACAUUCAAGGCGCAAGAGUUUGGGCAAGAGGUUGAUCUUGCUUACAUUGAGAAAAUUGUUGAUGAACUCGAUCAAAAGGGCCUAAUGUCUGCUAGAGCGCUUAUAUUUGAUGACUCAAUGCAACGAUGA